AAUUUUUAUUGAUCAGAAGGAUUAUUCGGGAUCUUUCAUUCUCGGAGGCUGCUGCAUUUCUCAUCGAUCUCGCUCUUUCGUGGGGUUUUGUUUUGUUUCGAUUCUCGUUCUCUAGGGUUUUCUCAUCCCUUUUCGACCCCCAAUUACUCUUUUCUCUGUUCACUCAGUGUUUCUUCUCUUUCACUUCCAAUCUCGAUUUCCUCGUUGUAAGAACCCUCAAUCUCGCAAAACCCGCGGUUCAAUUCAUCGUUCCCUUCAAUCUAGGGUUUCGUUUCGAGAAUGCCACCGAAAACGGCGAAGCGAGGGUCUGCGUCGAGCUUCUCGAAGAGGGGCGGCAGAGGCGGCAGGGGAACCCUGAAGGCUUCACAGAACCAACAGCAACACGAACCUGCGGAAGAGACCGUGAAGGUCGAAGAGAAACAACAACCCGUUGUUGUUGUUGUUGCUGAGGAGGAACAGCACACAGUGGUGGUGGAAGAAGAGAACCCUGCUGUUGAAGAGAAACGGCUUGUGGUUGAAGAGAAAGAAUCUGUAGUGGUUGUUGAGGACAAGGCUAUUGACAUGAACCAAAUGGCUCCUGAGGCUGUGGAAGAAGCGUCCCAUGCGGCUAAUGGGUUGAGCGUGGCGAAAAACGAUGAAGAGGAGGUUAAGGAGUCCAUAGAUGAAUAUGAGAAAGAUGAACGCUUAGAUUUGGAGGAUAAUGAUCCUGAGUAUGAACCUGAGGAGUAUGGUGGAGUUGAUUAUGAUGAGAAGGAACUUGAACAAGAUGAGGGUCAUGAGGUGGGAAAUGAAGUAGAAGAAGAAGUGGCUGAAGAUAAUGUAGGUGAAGAGGGUGAUACAGGUGAGGAAGAAGUCGAAGAUGUUCACGAUGAACUUGAGGGUGAAGAGGAGCAUGAGCAUGAGCAUGAGCAUCCAGACUUUGCUGAUGUUGAGGAAGAGGAACACCGAGAAGUUGUGAAGGAGAGGCGAAAGCGGAAAGAAUUUGAAGUUUUUGUUGGGGGCUUGGACAAGGAUGCUACUGAGAGUGAUCUGAGGAAGGUUUUUGGUGAAGUUGGGGUGGUUACAGAGGUCAGGUUGAUGAUGAACCCUCAAACUAAAAAGAACAAGGGAUUUGCAUUCUUGCGUUUUGAAACUGUGGAACAAGCAAAACGAGCUGUAGCAGAGCUCAAAAAUCCCGUGAUUAAUGGCAAACAAUGUGGUGUCACUCCUAGUCAGGACAGUGAUACCCUCUAUUUGGGAAACAUAUGCAAGACAUGGACAAAGGAGGCUUUAAAAGAGAAGUUGAAACAUUAUGGAGUCACCAAUGUUGAGGAUUUAACUUUGGUAGAAGAUACUAAUGAUGAAGGAAAGAACCGUGGAUUUGCGUUUUUGGAAUUUCCCUCUCGUUCUGAAGCUAUGGAUGCCUUUAAGCGACUGCAGAGGAGGGAUGUUGUAUUUGGAGUUGAUAAGCUUGCAAAAGUUUCUUUUGCAGAUUCCUUUAUUGAUCCGGGUGAUGAAAUUAUGGCACAGGUUAAAACUGUGUUUAUUGAUGCAUUGCCUCCUUCAUGGGAUGAAGAUUAUGUCCGGGAUCUUCUCAGGAAAUAUGGUGAGAUUGAAAAGAUUGAGCUUGCCAGAAACAUGCCAGCUGCUCGUAGGAAGGACUAUGGGUUUGUUACAUUUGGCACACAUGAUGCUGCCGUUAAAUGUGCUGAUAGUAUUACAGGAACAGAGUUGGGUGAGGGACACAAGAAGGCAAAAGUUAGAGCAAGGUUGUCUAGACCACUCCAAAGAGGCCGCGGAAAACACAGUAGUCGUGGGGACUAUCGUUCUAGUCGGGGAUCUGGAAUGAUGACGAGGCCUUCAUGGGGCCGACCUGCACCUCAUUCUUUUCCUUCUCGUAGUGUAAGAGGAGUUGGAAGCCGUACUCCUCCUGUCAGAUCAGUUAGUGUGAGAGAUAGACGUCCUAUGAUGUCCAUACCAGCAAGAAGUAGGCCAGUGCCUCCUCCAUCUAGAUCUUAUGAUAGGAGACCAGUUGCUCCUGCAUAUCCAAAAAGUAGCAUGAAGAGAGAUUAUGGUCGGCGUGAGGAUAUACCACCUCCCAGAAGUAGAGUUGCUGUAGAUUAUGGCUCAAGGGUGGCUUCUGUAAGGCGACCAUCUUACAGGGAUUAUCCUGCCCGUGGUCCUGGCUACACCGAGCUCCCUAGAAGCACAUCUCGUGCUGCACCAAGGAGAGGCUAUGUGGAUGAUGGGUAUGGCCAAAGAUUUGAAAGGGCUCCUCCUCCACCUCCUCCACCCCAUCUAAGUUACCGUGAAGGACGUCCUCGAGAUUAUGAUGCUCUGUCUGGCUCAAAACGUCCUUAUGCUGCUAUAGAUGAUCUUCCUCCACGAUAUGCUGAUACUGGUGCUCGCCAAUCAAGAGCUCGUCUAGACUAUGACUAUGGUGAUAGUGCUUCGCAGUAUGGAGAUGCUUAUGGUGAUAGACUUGGAAGAUCUAGUGUGGGAUAUGGUGGUGGCAGCAGAAGUUCUAUUUCUAGUCAAGAUUCACAUGGGAUGUAUAGCAGUCGGCAGGGCAUGAGUUAUGGAGGAGGUUCUUUUGGUAGUGGUGAUGUUGGUGGCAUGUAUUCAUCAAGUUAUGGUGGUGAUUACAUUUCUCGUGGAAGUGAUGUUGGUGGCAGCUCAUAUUCAUCAGUGUAUUCUGGAAGGGGUGUGGGUGGUGGUAGCAGUUAUAUGGGUGGUGGUGGUUCAGGAUCUUAUUAUUGAGAUCUGAUAUGAUAAAGUGGCUGCUGUAGGAUGACCGUUGAAGCAUUAUGUCUACAAUUUGGAGACAAAGGAUUGCUAUUUAUAGCUUUUAUGAGAAUUUGUUACAAAAACUAGCUUAUCUCAAUUAGAGAUGGGAUGUAUUUAUCAAGUUAUGGUGGUGAUUACAUUUCUGGAUGGGAUGUAUUAUCAGUACUUGAAUUUAUGCUGUAUGGACUCAAGUUAAUUAGAGAUGGAAAAAGUAUUGAGCAGUGAUGUGUAAUUCAUAUCAUACUUGGACGGAUAAUGUGAAAGAUUUCCCCACUGCUCUAUCUUCAUUUUCAUUUGGACAGAGAUCAGACUAGAGAUGCUACUUGUUUGAUUAAGGCUUCAUGGAGUUUUACCUCCUGAAUUUAUCAAUAAGUUGAUUCUUUAUUUUGAAUCUCUAAAGAGAUGUUUAGUUACUUUGGAUGAAUUACUUUUUUGUUUUACAGUGAUAUGAUCAGAACAAAGGUGAACUCAUUAGCCCUUUGUUGAGAUAGUAGUAAUAAGAGCACUACUUCAGCAAUUAAUAAAGUCAAAUAGUUAGUUUCAUGGGAUUUAUUUGGCUUGGUGUCUUCCUAAGAUAGUAAAAAGCAUAAUGCACUGGUAAAAUUUGUUGCUGGAAUGAUUUGAUACUAUUGAGGUUUUUGUGCUGAGGGGGACUACAAGACAAUGCUAAAGAUGCAUUGAUAUCUUUCCUUAGCUAGUUAACUUCAUAGAUUUCCAUAUUGCAAUUCAAUAAUUUGUACUCAAUUGGUUGACCUCCACUGACAUGGACCUUAGAAGAUCAAUUGCCUUUGCAAUAUCUUGGGGAAAUGCAACAAUCAACUGAUUAACAGAUUAGCAGAAAAGGGUUGAGUAUAGUCUGUUACUGAAUGUUUCUGAAUUGGAAUUUAAUUAUUAAAGUUGGUUCAUUAUGUACCUGGUUUUACCACCCAAUCUGCUUAAUAUAGCCUAACCCUAACCCAAAGGCAAAGGUUGCUGAAAUUUAUGCUUGUGUGGAUUUGAUCUUGAUUUCAUGUUUAAGUGGGUGUCUCUUAUUACCAUACAAUGUUCAUUGAGUUUCAAAUACAUUACUAUUUUUAUUAGGCUCAAGGCACUGGAAGCUAUUGCCUAUGGAAUGGGGUAUCGAUUAUGUCUUCUUGGUGGACUCGCGUUUUAGACUACAAAGCUUGUUAGGAUUUAUGAAUAUGCUUUUUCAUAUAUAAUUUUCUCAUGCAUGUAACUUGGAUUUCAGAUUAUUGUUGCAUUAAUAUUCUCAGGUUCUUAGGCUAUUCAAAUUGUUAAUCUUACAAGUAGUUAAGUGCCAACUUGCCUUUCCAUUCUCAUCGUGACCAGGUUUCAUUUGCAUAUUCUUCACUCGGUGAGGGUUAUGUAGGUUUCAUUUUAAUUAUUCUUCACUUGGUGAGGGUUAUGUACUAACUUAAGUUUUAGUUUCCAGUUUGUUCUCUCUCACGGUGCAGGGUGUAAGCUCUCCUCAAGCCUUUGUUUGGUAACUCUCUGUAUAUACAUAUGGAAGUUUACCUCUUAUUUUUUGGUAUCUUGUUUUAUUUAGUUAUUAGAUGCUGUCACAGGUUCUUGUAAAUCAAUGUUUUGUGGAUUGAUUCAUGCAUGACAUUGUAAAUACUGGGUAAAGUAACAUGUUGCUCAGAUUUCUAUUUAUUCC
This is a messenger RNA of Glycine soja, 4423 nucleotides long. RefSeq names its product nucleolin-like. Gene Ontology annotation, molecular function: mRNA binding. Bases 280 to 2739 code for a protein of 819 amino acids. NCBI's taxonomy places the organism in Eukaryota, Viridiplantae, Streptophyta, Magnoliopsida, Fabales, Fabaceae. Gene Ontology annotation, cellular component: nucleus. The transcript is spliced from 12 exons. The record is from RefSeq and is a predicted model, not a curated record.